This is a messenger RNA of Loxodonta africana (African savanna elephant), 2544 nucleotides long. RefSeq names its product mannose-P-dolichol utilization defect 1 (gene MPDU1). Gene Ontology annotation, biological process: oligosaccharide biosynthetic process. The record is from RefSeq and is a predicted model, not a curated record. The transcript is spliced from 7 exons. Lineage: Eukaryota; Metazoa; Chordata; Mammalia; Proboscidea; Elephantidae. The coding region runs from base 1690 to 2544 and encodes 284 amino acids.
GGCUGAAUAUGUCAGUGUGUGACCAAAUGCCCUCAUGGGUCUGCCACCACUGGUGUUGAAUCUGCCACACCUCCCCCCUUCCUUCCUCUUCUACUUCUGAGGCCACUGGCUGCUCCAGUUCACCCCACCAAUCCAGUGGAGCCAGCCAUCUGGGCAGCCUUCCAGACUCUCACAUACAGCACAGGAUGCAGCAAGCAGCAAUAAGCGUGGGUGGGAAGGCCACAGCUGUGUCAUUUCUUUUCCAAAGGUAGCACCAGCAGCCCCUGAGCCACAAGAAUGCCCUGUCCAUUGUGUCCGGGGCUAACUGAACAGCCUGACCAAACCAUUGUUGCCCCCGGGAUGCUCCUACCCCACGUGCAAAAGGUUUCAUUAACCAUGGGAACAAGGGGUACCUCCAUACACACUUAGCCUCCGUGCUCCAGGGAACAGCAUGCCCUCAGCCUGGGCCACCCAAUGAGUCAGUCCCAAUGCUCCCUGUACCUGGCAGAGGUAGGAUGGCACCCUUAGGCAGUUUGUGUCCAGGUCCUCUCUAGAAAGGGCCUCCUGGACUGAGGGCCAGUAGUAGGCCGGGAGGCCAUCGUUGGGGGCCACCAUAGUGUGUGCAGGCAUUCUAACAGCCCAGCGAGAGGCUACAGAAAACCACCACUGGGGCCAAAUAGUCUGCACGUGACGGGGGGCCACACUACCGCCUCGAAAACAUCUGUAUGACGUUACAGACUGCGGGGUGGGAGGCACCAAAGUUGGGAACGACAGCGUCGAACUCGCAGCAGCCGUGAUGGCUAGUCGCGCCUCCACCGCGAUGGCGCUCCGCCUGUCGGUGUCCCAGAGCAGCGCUUCCACCCGGUAAUCCAAGGUUGCCCUUCCCCCAGCGGGACUGUUCCACCCCUCGACUUCGCUCAAGUCCUUCCUCAGCUCGCGGUCCCAAAAAGCGCAGGAGCGUGCCUUGGCUCACAGGCGGCGCCUUUGGGCCAAUGGGGUGGAGACCGAACCCCGGGGCCGCCGCCGAAAAACUGGUCCGCUCCUGGAUUUCACGGAUGCUGCCAGCCCCGGACGUGGGGUAGUGACUCAGGGACUGGGCCCUGCAGGGGGCUGAGGGGACUUGGGAGGGCUGUCCUCCCCAGAAGCUAGGCUCUCCUGCCCCUUCUCAUCUUCUGCACCACUGUCCUGGACCCCGUAGUUGGUGGCGCACCCACACUCCAAGGCCUGGGCGAACCAGAGGAGGGAGAAGCGCAGGGCCCUGCGCACAGCCCGGCGUCCAUGGAGGGCUUCCCGGCGCAGACCGUCCUGCUCUCGCCGGUGCCGUUCCCUCUGGAGACGCCGAGAGGACAGAAGACAGUGCCACAGCGCCCCCAUCCAAUGCCAUUUUGGAAACUUAUGUUCCUUCUCUCUCAACUUCGAAAGAUAUAAAGUUGGCUGAGAGAAGACAAGAUGGCGCCGAGCCGGAGAAAUUAGGAAAGGCAGGGGUAUACAUUAUGCUUCGGAAAUGAAAGCGUAAACAAAGGCACGAAAGGUGUAACUGCGCAGCCCUACAGCUCUGGCACGAUUUAAAACUCCAACAGCAGGCUGCGGCCAAAACAAGGUCUCUCGAAGAGACCUACGCUAUUCAAGGCGGGUGGUGGAAGACAGAACGGCAAAUCAAGGUCUGCCCAGCUAAGUUGCGGGAAAAGAAGAGGCGUGCCCAGAGCGCGCAUGCGCACAAUAAGUCGAUGGCGUUCUGGAGAGACUGGCGGAAGCAAGCUUUGCAAUAUGGCGGCCGAGGUGGAUGGGUCGCUGAAACGAGUUCUGGUGCCGAUUCUUCUACCUGAGAAAUGCUACGACCAACUUCUCGUCCAGUGGGACUUGCUUCACGUACCCUGCCUCAAGAUUCUCCUCAGCAAAGGCCUGGGGCUAGGCAUUGUGGCUGGGUCACUUCUGGUAAAGCUGCCCCAGGUGUUUAAAAUCCUGGGAGCCAAGAGUGCUGAAGGGCUGAGUCUUCAGUCGGUAAUGCUGGAGCUAGUGGCCUUGACUGGGACCAUGGUCUACAGUAUCACCAACAACUUCCCCUUCAGCUCUUGGGGUGAAGCCUUGUUCCUGAUGCUCCAGACAAUAGCCAUCUGCUUCCUGGUCCUGCACUACAGAGGACAGACUGUGAAAGGUGCUGAGGAUUUACCCGAGUGUUGCUUUCCUAGCCUGCUACACCCUGGUCCUGCUGACACUGCUCUCACCGCUGACGCCCCUGGCUGUGGUCACCCUGCUCCAGGCCUCCAAUGUGCCUGCUGUGGUGGUGGGGAGGCUGCUCCAGGCAGCCACCAACUACCACAACGGGCACACAGGUCAACUCUCAGCCAUCACAGUCUUUCUGCUGUUGGGGGGCUCUCUGGCCCGGAUCUUCACCUCCAUUCAGGAAACUGGAGACCCCCUCAUGGCUGGAACCUUUGUGGUUUCCUCCCUCUGCAACGGCCUCAUCGCAGCCCAGCUCCUCUACUACUGGAAUGCAAAGGCUCCCCACAAACAGAAAAAAGAGCAGUAGGGCUGAGUCCAUUCCAUUCACCCAUCCAACCUUAG